AUGUCUACAGAAUAAUAAUUAUACGAAAGGGCAAAGCGAAUGAAUCAGCAGUUGACCAGCCCUGAGAAUUAGAUCACUGAUAAGGAUAUAGAGAAAUUCAUUAAAGAAAUUCUGUCAGCUCAUUAGAAGGACAUAGAGGAAAUAUAUUCACUAGUUUUAGGUGAUUUGAAGCAGUAAUUUCAUACAGAAAAGAAGCAAUUAGAAAAUUAUAGAGACAGAGCAGAGAAAAUUAAUUCACAAAUUUAAUAACUUUGA
Messenger RNA from Paramecium tetraurelia, 255 nucleotides. RefSeq lists its product as uncharacterized. The record is from RefSeq and is a predicted model, not a curated record. Lineage: Eukaryota; Ciliophora; Oligohymenophorea; Peniculida; Parameciidae. The transcript has 2 exons.